Pseudozyma flocculosa PF-1 is the source of this 915-nucleotide messenger RNA. RefSeq lists its product as uncharacterized. Gene Ontology annotation, biological process: ADP biosynthetic process. The transcript has 3 exons. Lineage: Eukaryota; Fungi; Basidiomycota; Ustilaginomycetes; Ustilaginales; Ustilaginaceae. The record is from RefSeq and is a predicted model, not a curated record. Bases 1 to 915 code for a protein of 304 amino acids. Gene Ontology annotation, cellular component: cytoplasm; mitochondrion. Gene Ontology annotation, molecular function: AMP kinase activity; ATP binding.
AUGGCCACCUCGACCACGCACGGUACCCCCGCCUCGCCCUUCCCUCCCCGCUCCAGGGACGAGGUCGAGGCCACCCUCGGCGGCUCCGGCUCUGGCUCCAACGGCAGCGCCGAGCUGAGCUACCUCAAGUCGCUCGUCUCGCAGCUCAACGACAAGAUCUCGCAGCUCGAGGGCAAGGCCUCGUCGAGCCUUUCGGCCGCCAAGGACGCCGUCACCGGCGGCGCCUCGUCGCAGCAGGGCGUCCGCAUGAUCCUCAUCGGUCCCCCGGGCGCCGGAAAGGGCACGCAGGCGCCCAAGAUCCUCGAAAAGUACAACAACUGCGUGUGCCACCUCGCCACGGGCGACAUGCUGCGCGACCAGGUGUCCAAGCAGACCGAGCUCGGCAGGAUGGCCAAGAAGAUCAUGGACCAGGGCGGACUCGUCUCGGACGAAAUCAUGGUGGGCAUGAUCAAGGACCAACUCGAGAACAACAAGGCGUGCAAGGGCGGCUUCAUCCUCGACGGCUUCCCGCGCACCACGCCCCAGGCCGAGAAGCUCGACGCCAUGCUCAACGAAAAGAAGCAGAAGCUCGACCACGCCGUCGAACUCAAGAUCAACGACAACCUCCUCAUCUCGCGCAUCACGGGACGUCUCAUCCACCCCGCCAGCGGAAGGAGCUACCACAAGGAGUUCAGCCCCCCGAAGAAGCCCAUGACCGACGACAUCACCGGCGAGCCUCUCAUCCAGCGAUCCGACGACAACGCCGAGACGCUCAAGAAGCGCCUCUCGACCUACCACGCCCAGACGGCCGCCGUGACCGACUACUACCGCAAGCAGGGCAUCUGGGCUCCCGUCGACGCCUCGCAGGCCCCCAGCGUCGUCUGGCAGUCGAUCAACGCCAUCUUUGAGAACAAGAAGGCCACCGCCUCGGCCUAA